Molecule: messenger RNA, 1113 nt
Organism: Conger conger (European conger)
Lineage: Eukaryota; Metazoa; Chordata; Actinopteri; Anguilliformes; Congridae
Exons: 4
Coding region: 1-1113 (370 amino acids)
Source: RefSeq, a predicted model, not a curated record
AUGCUGAAGAAGAACGAAGAAACAGAGAAGGUGGCAGAGCUGCAGGAGAUGCUGGAGAAGUCUUCUGAGGGUCAUUACAUGAUCCUGAUCUGCCCCGGCCACGCCCCCACAGACCCCGCCCCACUGGAGUGGAGGCGCAGGGAUGGGCAGGUCGUGGCCACCAAGCGCGGGCAUUUGGCCACCAGCGCUGACGUCGACAAGUACAGCCUCCUCACGGACGGGUCGCUCUACGUUAAAAACCUCCGGCCCGGAGAUUCCAGAGAUGAACAUAAAGCAACAGAACCCAUAGAAACUUACCCAGUGAGACGAGUCAGGAGAUACACCUUUGGGAGAAAGGACCCUAAAAAAAGGACCAGAACAAUCCUGAUGGUGGGAGAAUCAUUGAUACACCAGGAUUUCACGACACAAUGGAUCACAAGAAAGAUAAAAUCACCACUCAGAAUCUACAAGUUUUUUAAAUCUUUAAACAAUAUGGAACAAAUAGAUGCAGCUUGCAUUGUGGUGAAGGCAUCUGAAACUGUCUUAACGUCCGGCCAGAAAUACAUCUUUGAUACUGUCCUGUCCCUCCUUGGGAAGAACAUGGAGAAAAACAUUGUGACUCUCUUCACCUUCUCACACUGGAUGCCACCUUCAGCUCUUAAGGCAGUUAUUAAGUCUGGUGUACCUGUACCCAAAGACGAUAAUGAUGAACAUGUUUACUUUCAAUUCAACAACCUUCCUGUUGAGAAGCCUGCUAAGAAAUAUGAACAAACAUAUAAAACAUGCUGGGAUAAAGGAACAAAUAGCUUCAAGGAAUUUUUCAAAGCUUUGGACCUGAUGGAAACUGAAAGCUUGAGGGUAAUAAGAAAAGUCCUGAAGCAACGUCAGAGCCUGGAAGAUCCUAUCCAGAGAUUGGAGAGAAUCACGGAUGUGGAGGAGACGUCCAAGGAACUUGGCCAGGAACGGAAAACUCUGGAAAAGCUAAGAGAGGACAUGAAAAAAGAGAGAGUCGAGAUUAAUGGCAAAGCAACUUGCUGCACUGUAUGUGAGGUGAACUGCCACUAUCCGGGGUGCUGGUGGGUAAAUGACCUAAGCUGGUGUUCUGUAAUGAAGGAUGGCAAAAGGUCCACAUAA